This is a messenger RNA of Struthio camelus australis, 4610 nucleotides long. The record is from RefSeq and is a predicted model, not a curated record. NCBI's taxonomy places the organism in Eukaryota, Metazoa, Chordata, Aves, Struthioniformes, Struthionidae.
AUGGCUGUGCGUUCCAGGCUAACCUUAAACCCUGUUAAGAGGAGAACGCUUCAGGAGAGAAUUUCAGGAAAUUCAAAUCCCUCCCCACCUCCUUGUCUCUUCCCCCCCGCUCAUCGUGAGGGCUGUACAGAACUGGACAGCAAUCAUUAUAGCCUGGGAAGUGAUGUCACUGCAUUGUCUUGCAAGUGCCCUAAUAUACACGUGGUUUUCCAGGUAUGCAUUUUCUUUCUCUCUUUCAGCGUCAACGCCUGUGUAGAUGUUGUCCUGUCUGGUGUGAAGCUAUUAGAGGCACUUGGUCUUGAUCCUGGGGAUGGAAAAAAUCAUGCUGUCUUGAACUCCAGCCAGGACCUGAAGGAAGCAUUCACUUACUUCAUGCAAAAAGGGGCAGCUGCUGAGCGCUUCUUCAGUGACGCGGAGUCUUUCCAUGACAUAGCGCAGACAGCCUCUGAGUACCCUGAUGCGCAGCUUUAUGUAGGAGGAAAUGCUGCUCUUAUUGGUCAGAAGCUUGCGGCAAAUCCAGAGCUGAAGAUCCUCCUUUGUGGCCCAGUUGGUCCUAAACUUCAUGAACUACUUGAUGACAACGUAGUUGUGCCACCUGAAUCUAUGCAGGAAAGAGACGAAUUCCAUCUUAUCUUGGAGUAUCAAGCAGGUGAAGAGUGGGGACAAGUGAAAGCACCCAAUGCCAACCGCUUCAUCUUCUCCCAUGACGUAUCAAAUGGCGCCUUAAAUAUGCUGGAAGUGUUUGUGUCUAGCUUGGAUGAAUUUCAGCCAGAUCUUGUGGUACUCUCAGGACUUCACAUGAUGGAGGGCCAGAGCAAGGAGAUGCGACAGAGACGACUUCUGGAGGCUGUGGCCUCCAUAUCUGAUAUCCCUACUGACAUUCCCAUACACCUGGAAUUGGCCAGUAUGACUGAUCAGGAUCUUAUGAGCAACAUUAUGCAUCAGCAGGUCUUUCCCCUGGUGAACUCUAUUGGGCUGAAUGAACAGGAGCUGCUGUUCCUCACGCAGUCUGCCUCUGGUCCCCACGCCUCCCUCACUUCCUGGAAUGGAGUUCCCGACGUGGGUGUCGUCAGUGACAUCCUCUUCUGGAUCCUGAAGGAGCACGGGAGAACCACGGACAGGGCCUCUGAUCUCACGCGGAUUCACUUCCACACCCUGGCCUAUCAUAUCCUUGCUACAGUGGACGGGUACUGGGGCAACCAGAUUGCUGCUGUGGCUGCUGGAGCUAGAGCAGCAGGGAUGCAGGCCUGUGCAACUGAAGCCAUUGAUACCAGCAAAGUCUUUCUUAAAGCUCCUCUGGAGUUUGUGACCUCCCAGACAGAGACACCCUCCAAAAUAUCUUUAAACCCAGAUGAGCCAGUAGUGCAUUGGCACAGAGAAGGCAUCUCAUUCCACUUCACUCCUGUUUUGGUGUGUAAAGAUCCCGUCCGGACUGUAGGACUCGGGGAUGCUAUUUCAGCUGAAGGACUACUAUAUUCAGAAGUAUAUCCUCAAUAGAAGACUAAGACCCUCCUUUUUCUCCGAUACUGUAUGGUGUCUGAGGAAUCAUGGUGUUCUCAUUAGGAUUUCGGCCAGUGGUGGUAUAGGAAUAGAAUUAGGGUGUGAUGCAUUUCCUGGAUAUAACUGAAAAAGAGCCAAAGAAUAAUUCCAGGUAUAAUAAGCUGUCAGACACAUUCCAGUCACUUGGCAGUGACUUGAACAUUUCACAUUUAAGUGCAGAGGUUUUUGUAUUUUAAAGCAAAGACUGGCUUUUCUUUGUCUUAAGCGUGUGGGGGGGAAAUGAGUAUCCAAAUCCCUGUUCGGAGUAGGCUUGCUGUUUGUAACCGUGAAUGGGUCUUCUCCGUUAGUGCUUGAGAGUAUAGCAGCCAGGAGACUUUCUUGAUUAUGAAUCCCAGGGAGAACGCAGCAGUCCUUGGCCCUGUCUUGCUUUUGAUAAAGUAAAAAUAAAAGGCUCUUGCAUUAUCUCCUCAUGGCACAUUGCUACAGGGCAAGAGCAAACCUUCUGCUUGCUUGAUGCGAUGAUGAAAUCUCUUACUGACAAAUUACCUCUCAACCUCAGUGCCCCCAGCACUGGAGGGAGCCAGAGUCCUGAAAUGUGAUGCACACCGUACCUACUCCUUAAAUGCACAGAGAAAAUCUGACUCAAGACUACAAAGAUCGCUCUGGGUAGCUAUCUGGUUGUCUCUGUGACUUACAGUAUUCAACUGAGCCCUAGUAGCCUGCGGUUAGGUUUUUUUGGGCAAAUAAAAGUGAAGAUAAUCAGGGUUUAUAUUUGGGCGAACAGCUUUAUUUACUUGCCAGGUGAAUCCUAAAACUUUACCUGGGUUAGCUAUCAACUAAAUACCAAGAGUUUCAGCCAAAGGGGCUCACGGUUUGCUUUCUUUGCUAACAGUAGGUGCUUAUAUUUGAUCUCUUCCAGCUUACAAAAAAGUUAUUAACUGGAGACUAAAUUUUUGUUUGAGAACUGUUGUGCAAUUUUCCUCUGUUUCCCUGCAUUCCAUUCCGAAGGGUUAAGUUAUUAGGCACGGUCCCUCAGGAGGCUAAAAAGCUGUGGCAGCACCUUCCAGGUAAGAUUGAAGUGAAGCUCUUAUUUUGGAUGAAGUCACUGAUAAUAGUUUCUUUCAGCCCUGGACAGCCUUUGAAAUGAAAACAAAUUAGAACUUGUGUGUCUUACCACCUAAAUCAUGCAUAGUCUCAUAGCAUAACUUGUUUAGGAGUCUUUCUUGUUAAAUACAUUGUUUAUAUUUUUUCCUCUGGACAGUAGCACCCUAUCAAUUGCAUAGGAUUUUCUGCAUAGGAUGGAUAUGAGGAUUUUCUGUGUUGUCUGUGUCUCCUUCUAGGAACUUUAAUGUAUUUGCAUAGCUAUCAUACACAUUUUUCAGUAUAACUAAAUUAAAUGCAAUCAGCGUAUCUAUGCAAGCCAGGACCAUACUAGGAUUUGUAUGAGGUCACUUAUGGCCAGUCUUUGCAUCUGAAUGGAGGGGAGUGGUACGGGGUGCAUAUCACUUUGGCUGGAGUGAUCAGUUACAGUACUGCUGUCAUAUUGCUGUCAGUGAUGUUUUCCUGUUGGAAAAAGCCAUUGUGAAUGCUCUGUAAGGAUAAAAAUUGACAGCUGUUGUAACUUGUACUGACUUAACACAAAACACCGUCUGCCAACGUAAAUUUAACUUCCUCCCCUCUGAGGAAAGUCUGCUCUGUAGUAGCAGAGGAGAGACCCAGUCAGCGUUAUGCUUUUCUGUAGCUUAGACCACUCUGAUCUUCCCUUGGGUCUUGCCAUUUAUCUCAAUGAGGGAUCAUCUUAACACUGGAAGUCUUUCUAUCCAAACUUAUUUUUGAUAAAUUGUAGCAUGGGACUCGGGGCUCUGUUUUAGUCUUUCUAAAGAAACAAAGAAAGAAAAAGGAAAAAUAAAAUGCUUUGAGCUAUCUAGAAGGUCUGAGGCCAUUAGCAGGGUUAUUUUGCAGCCUUUGAUCGUUGCCUUCUGGCACAACACCACUCGAGCCACCAAAGGCCAUGCAUCCAGCCAGCUGGAGAAUUAACUCUUUGCUUAUGAUAGGUCCCACUUUCUUGACAUCGGGCUGAGCUGUGUGGAUUCUUGAGCUGGAAACAAAACUAAGCUAAAUACACACCAGCUGUUCUGCGCAAUGGUCCUGCUGCUGUAUUUCAUCUCUCACUUCCAAAAACAUUUGGUGAGAUACUAGGCUUGUUGGACUGUCAUUGCCUUAGGGCCACUUAAAAUCACGUAACUGCACUAAUGGAACCUGUCCAAGGGUAAGUUAUGUUUGCUCUUAGCAGGAGUGUUACAGGCCUUUUUUGUUCUUCCCCCCCCCCCCCCCACUAAAAAUAAAUAACUACUGUAAGUAUGAAAUAAGUUAAUUGCUGAGAGUUCAUCUGGGCCUAAAAACUAAACUCUCUGAAAUUAUUAUGAACUCCUUUCCUGUUGUGCCUGUUCUUUCUCACUGGGUAACAUUCCUCCUUUGGCCGUCUGUCGGCGUGCUGUGAACGCCCUGGCAGCAAGAGUCACUUCUCAAGUGGAAGUAGCUUGUGAGGGCUAGACUGCUGCUGUAUCUGUGUAUCUGCUUUGAUCAGACAUCUCGCCGUCAGGUUGCCUGCUCACCAAAUUCACUUAGCGAGGAUAAGUCUUCACAAGUGUGACCUGUUAAUUGGAUAUGCUGUUGGUAUCCCUGAUUAAGUUUUGAAACAAUCUAUAUGAUAAUAAAACUGAACUGAAUGGCAGCACCCAGCAGCCCUUCUUCAAUUCAUAUUUCACAUGCUGUGAACCUGAUGCGCUUAGCUUCCUUCUGCCUUCCAAACUUAAUUAGAAGGGCUGCAGAGUCUCUUGAAAGCCUUCUGCACGUGCAGGCUGUCUGACGCCUACACGCAGUAGCAACAGUGACCCCGAAGCAAGGCUGCUCUGUCUUCAGCAGCCUUUGCUGAACAAGAGACAAGAAAACAUAUAGUGUGGGGUUUGGGGCGGAGGGGGUGUCAUAAGGGGGGGAAAAAACCCUCUAGUGAAAUAUCUAGCAAUUUAGGGGAGACUUAUCCCUCAAGGUUGGUGUUUUGACUGUCCCCAUGCAGUACCUUUGGUGCUCUUGGGCUCUUUUUUUUUUUU